Morus notabilis is the source of this 923-nucleotide messenger RNA. RefSeq lists its product as uncharacterized. The transcript has a single exon. The record is from RefSeq and is a predicted model, not a curated record. The coding region runs from base 63 to 923 and encodes 286 amino acids. Lineage: Eukaryota; Viridiplantae; Streptophyta; Magnoliopsida; Rosales; Moraceae.
UGUUCUUAUAGCUUUUAUUUAUUACCAUUUGGCUUUCAACUUUCUUAGGAACCCAAUCCAAAAUGAGUUCUAGGCAGCGCCCAUUACAUACGUGUGGUCUUUCAACAAUAAAAAUAGCUCUGAAAAUUUCUUCUGUUGCCCAAGAUCUCAGCGGGCCAUUAGGCUCAAUGGCAAAAAGGGUUGCUAAAACAACCUCAUUUGCCAUCCCAUUUAUCUACGCCUUGCUAUAUCUAUGGCUAGUCCUUCUCUCUUUCGCCGACGAUCACAUCCUAGCAGCCGAAGACAUUAUUGAGAGAUAUUUCCCUCCUUCAAAGCAUUUUUUCAACAAGAUUGAUGACCUUGUCCUGGUCGUGGAAAACCUUCCCGAAAAAUUCGACUACGCGGUAAAAAGCUUCCCCUCCAUAAUCAACCAAGUCCCCUUUCUGGAUUGGGCAUUGGUACAUGUUAUCUCGUUGCUGGAGCUUCUGAUCAGUAUGUUGACAUGUUGGGGAUCCGAAGGCACAAAGGAGAAGGAGAUUACGGUCGAUAUAAACUGCAAUAACCGCGACAUUGGCGAAUCUGAAUCUGACUUUGUUGCCGAAGCAGAACAUGAAUCUAAACUAGAUACUGAAGCGGACCAACCGACAAAAUCCCCGCUUCAUGUUGAGAGUGAGGAUGUCAAGGAAGACUUUCCUCCUGUAUCCGAAACCCAACAGGCUGAAACCGACGCGGCUUGUGUAGGUGUUAAACCAGAUGGUAUGAAGAGUACUUACAAGGAAGUCCUGGAGAAGGGAAAGAACGAUAUGAGAACUGAUCAGAUUGUUAAUCAGGAAGAAACUAGGGAGAAAAUAGAAGACGAAAAAGUUGAGAGCCCCAAGGAUGAUCCAAUAACAAAAUUGUUUGAGUCGGGAUGGCUUACAAGGCGAGGAAGAAGAGGACAAUGA